AUGAGUUGGGAGGGGGGGCGGCGAAGUGGGUUGUUGGGAUCAACGGUAAAAAGGAUGAUGUUCGUUCAUGCAAGACUUAUGAAAUUUGAUAGAGUUCUUCUCAUCGACCGGUAUCGUCUGACGUCACGAAAAAUACGACACGAAAAAGAGGUGCAACACGAGGACUUCCCCGGAGUUGGGAGGGGGCGGCGAAGUGGGUUGUUGGGAUCAACGGUAAAAAGGAUGAUGUUCGUUCAUGCAAGACUUAUGAAAUUUGAUAGAGUUCUUCUCAUCGACCGGUAUCGUCUGACGUCACGAAAAAUACGACACGAAAAAGAGGUGCAACACGAGGACUUCCCAGGAGGUCACCCAUCCUAG
Molecule: messenger RNA, 357 nt
Organism: Sphenostylis stenocarpa
Lineage: Eukaryota; Viridiplantae; Streptophyta; Magnoliopsida; Fabales; Fabaceae
Source: the annotation of a GenBank genome assembly